CUGUCCUCUCUUCCUCUCCCUCUCUCGGUCCACACGUUUUCCCCUGCCCUCCCUCGACUUCUCGUGUGAAUCAAUCCUUCCACCCAGUCUUCUGACCGCCUACGUUUCGACGUCCCCCCACUCCAGUCGUCUGCUUUUCCUUUUCUCUCGGGCGGUCGUCUUUCCUUGAUCUCCUGCUACACUCCGGCGCUCACUGCCUCGCUCGUUGUUUCCCCAUGGCCGAAGAGAAAGAAAACCGCGGCGGAAGUCUUUGAUGAAGCGGAGGAGAACGGCUGGCAGCCGAUUGUGGACGCCGACGUGAAUGGCGAUCGGGUCAGCAAGCCCAUUGAACCUGGGACUAAGCUGAACUACGACCGAAUGAUGGCCCUCUGGGACGAGUAUGAACGGCGAAAUCCUGGCGUUAGUCCCUACGAUUUACGGGCCGCGAAGCAUUUCAUGGAGGGUGUUGUGAAGGCUGGUUUGAGUCUGUCCUACGUGAAGCAACAGUGGACAGACUUUGGAGCCGGUUGGAAGCGGCGACCUGGUAACCAGAAAAUCCCUCACGAGGUGUCGGAGUCAGUAUACUAUCACAUCGAAAUAGUGUUGAAGAAAAGGUUCAACCUCUCAACCGAACGACGGCAGCCGCAUUUCAUGACGGUGCCUCAUUUUAUUGUACUGAUGAAACACAAGUGGCAGAAGGAUUGGCACCACUAUACCCAUCCUAGAAGCCUGGUUCAGAAUCACGCGGCCUGUACCCUCUUCGUUUACACGCCGUCGAGAGUGGGAGAGAUCUUCGAAUCCAACAUGCGCCGCGGCUCCGGCCGAGGGUUACUAUAUAAGGAUAUCGUCUUCGUCGUCUUCAAGAAUGAGAAAGGAGAGGCGGAACUUGCCGUGCGGGCGACGCGCGACGCGAAAGGCUUCACUAAUAAGCCACACAAAAGGCCACAGCAUGGUAUGUACGAGGAUAUGCAGCCGCUGUACGCGAACCCGGUCCUGCCUCUGCUGGCCAUCGCCCUCGCCGAUGGCGCCUUCCAAGAUUACCUCACCUUCGAGGAAAUCGAGGCGAUCCCGGCCCCCGUCGAUGGGUCCUUACAUCAUCUUCGAAUUCGAAAAGAGUUGCACCGGGUGCCCUUUUUCCGGACCAUGUCUCCUGAAGGCCCGACGGGAAAGAUUCAACCUGCAGUUUCCUUCAGCAGUGGGCUGGUCGGCUUGGGCCAUCGAGCCGGGUAUGAAGAAAAUAUCCGGGUUCACGAUUUUAGGAGGGAGGUCCUGGUGAAGGCCGACGACAACGGCUAUUCGAUCGCCGAGAGAAUGAAGUUUGCUGGCCACGAAAAUUCCGACACAUUCUUCGGCUCGUACAUGCCUCAAAUUAGUACCGUCGACGGGCAAUCCAGCUACUGGGGUAAAGCGCGCCGCACUGUCUACCUCGAGGGCUUCCGCGGCCUCUCGCUGCAGCACCACCCGCAAAUGCUACAAUCACUGCCGGCGAAGGUGGAGGCGAAUCUGAAAGAGCGCGCCGACUUUGUCGCACUUAAUGAGGAGAUCGAGUCCCUCGGAGAACGAAUCCGACGCCUUCCAGUCGGGCACGACAGCAAGCGAGAACGGAUCCGCCGAGAGGAACUGUACUGGCAGAAACGCCAGAUGGUGUCGGAAGAGCUCAGCAGGUGGCAGGAGAUUCAACCCCGGAAGGUCAACCAGGACACCGAAACCGAGGCGUCGCCGGUCGCAUCGCUGCCCAGCUUCUUCGGCCGUGUCCGGCGGCUGGAUCCGCCUCGCGACCGUCUGGCCUCCUCUCUUUUCCUCGACGUCCCUCUCCGGAGUCCGGAGGGGCGGGCGGCUCUCCAAGACAUGAUUACUCUAUGUCGAGAGAACCCCAAGGUGACCUACCGCCCGAGUCUGCGUCCAGAGAGCGGCCGUUGCCCCGUAUCGACGUGCGCGGUAGAGAUGGAAAGCCUCCGUCUCGCGGCCCGAUGGGAUCACAUUUACCGGUGCCAUAAAGCUAGUCUCGAAGCCAAACAUGGCACGGCCGAGUUGUGCUUCCACUGUGAUGAGUGGGUCACCAGCAAGCAGGGCUGGCGCGAGCAUUGCCGGCGCCAUCUAAACGACCUCGAGUCACUCCCAAUCCAGUGGAAUCCCCUGAUCUUCCGUCAGACCUUGGCCGCAGCUGGUCACUGCCCUUUCUGCCUGUUCAACACGCUUCUCCCGCCCGACGAGCGGUUCCGUCAGUUCACGAAAAAGCUGCCCUGGCAGCAGCAUCUGGACAGGCAUCUUGACGGGCUCGAGAAGAAGGACGAGCUCGCUUUCGCGUCGGACGAGAUAAAGGCGACGCCGUGUCCCGACCCGCGAUGCGCGCUCUCCUUCGACACCGUCGUAGAUCUCCAAUAUCACGCCCAGGACACCCACUGUUACAAGCGGACCAAGUCCAGCACAAGCAAGCGACGUUGCCACACCAAUCGACCGCGUUCGAAAGCCAAAGAUAGCUUCAUCGCAUUCGCCCAGUCCGUCUACUCUUCUGACUCCCCAGGGGGCAAUCACCAAUCCUACUUUGUCGAGGAAGCCGUAGCGAUGUCCAAUUCCGACACCACCGAUCCUGCUGUCUCGCCGAGAGGCUGCUUCGACGCUCAGCUUUCCCCAACCGACCCGCAGCUGACGGGAGCAACUACUUCCAUCGAAUCCUGCAGCGGCCCACGCCCAGGCCCGAUCGACCCAAGUCUUUCCGGUCUGGAGAUGACGAAUCCCGCCUCGCCGAUAAGCCUGAGGACUUCGGACCCCGCCUCUGAACGCAAGUAUAGUCCGACCAGUCACAGUCCACCGGGAUCGGAACCUUGCACGUCAGAGGCGGUGGAAGCGCUAUGGCCCGUCGAGAUACCGAUCUUGCCGAGCUGGGCGGUCACGGAUGCGACGGCUCCAACUCCGUCGUCGGCGGGAUCCCAGCAAAUGAUUUGUAUCACAGUCAGCAAGGUGGCGGAUGCCGCCACGAUGCAAACACUCCUAGAGCCUCGCCCCGCAGUAGGCCAGUGGCUAGAUCGCCAGGCGGGAAAUCUUCUGCCCAAGGGAGCAAACAAAGUGGACGUUCGGACAGCGGAGGAUGCUCUGGCGUUCAGCGGCGACAAAUGUGCUGACCUCGACUGUGAUUUACUCCCAUCCUAUUGCCCAACCCCCAAUGACGCGAUCGAUUCCCUCGAGCCAGGAGACGUCGAUGUCGACGCCAUGUUUGGUCAGUAUUUAUGCUCGCCUUCGCCCUCGCGCUCACCUUCGCCAACGCCCACACCGACACCCACCCCUUUGCCGGACGACACGGCCAGCGAAUGGAGUGGAGCAACGUUCUUCAAUGCCAGCCGCGAUCUGUCUAGUAGUAGCUCGAAGUCGUACAAGGAGACAUCACGGAGCCCAGCUUCAGAAAUCUCGCCAGAGAAUGAGACAGCUCGAGAUCAAGAAGACCCUUGCCGCUCCGCGAAAAAUGGGGCUCGCAUCCAUCUGCAAAGGCCUGUCUAG
Exophiala oligosperma is the source of this 3474-nucleotide messenger RNA. RefSeq lists its product as uncharacterized. The record is from RefSeq and is a predicted model, not a curated record. The transcript has 8 exons. NCBI's taxonomy places the organism in Eukaryota, Fungi, Ascomycota, Eurotiomycetes, Chaetothyriales, Herpotrichiellaceae. Bases 358 to 3474 code for a protein of 1038 amino acids. Gene Ontology annotation, molecular function: DNA binding.